Molecule: messenger RNA, 1440 nt
Organism: Xyrauchen texanus (razorback sucker)
Lineage: Eukaryota; Metazoa; Chordata; Actinopteri; Cypriniformes; Catostomidae
Product: probable N-acetyltransferase 14
Exons: 3
Coding region: 145-987 (280 amino acids)
Molecular function (GO): N-acetyltransferase activity
Source: RefSeq, a predicted model, not a curated record
CUACGUGAGCUUCUACACUACGCAGUUUGCGCAGGGUCGGAUUCACGGAUAAGGAUAGGUUGAAGUGAAAUUCCAUGUGGGAAGAGACAACGCUGAAUCCUUCAAACAUUGCAAGUAACAGGCUACAGAGAAAGGUUAGGUGUGAUGGUUAGAUUGGACCUUGGUGAUGUAGUCCUCCGACGGAUGCAGGAGAAGGACUUUGAAGCUGUUAAGGCUCUUAUCAAGGAGGGAUGUGAGGGAACAGAGAACCGCCUGAUUCUUCACCUUCUUACCCGUCCGCUCACUCUACUCAUGCUUGCAACUCUCUCCUCCAUCCUCCGCUGUGUGCUUCACUCUUUUAUAAUGGCCUUGGUCAUUCCAGUCUUCAUUCUCAUCAUCUACCUCAAACUCACCAUCCCACAAUCGGUGGGCAUCCUGGGCUCCAGCAGGCCAUACUGGGAUUAUAUGGCUAGCAGUUACCAUGCAAACAUUGAGCCAGAUCUACCCAAUCCUCACUCAGGCAGAGUUAAACUGAUCCCCAACCAAGAGAAAACCAGACGACGUAAAAAAGCCAAGGAGAAAGAGAAAACAAAUGAGAGAGAGAAGGUGGAUGAGGAUGAGCUUAAGGAGAGGGCGAAGGUUGCUGGAGAGGUGUGGGUGGCAGACUCUGAUGCGGAGAUUAUAGGGUGUGUGGCUAGAGAUGGUAGGAGUCGGGACGGUGUAAGUCGGAUCUGCAGGCUGGUGGUUCAAAGCUGGUACCGCAGAGAGGGAUUGGGCAGAUUGAUGCUGCAGGGCUUGGAAUCUAAAGUAAAGCAGAGUGGAAUAUGCCGGGUCUAUGCCCACGUGCCGUAUCCUUCCAAAAUGGGAGAGGCUUUCUUCAGGAGGCUGGGCUAUCGUCUGCAGGGUGAGACUGCUGGGACUGAGGGAGAGGAAGAUGAUGACUAUGAAGAGCCAGAGAGAGGUUGGCUAGGGUUCCCUUUAACAAAAGUGUUUGUUAAGGAUCUAUAAGUGUCAAUUUUUCCAGUUAAUUAUAGACCACAGCCGUAAACUCGGAGAACACCUCUCGCUUUGUUACUAUACAUGUUAUUUUCUAUGAUUGUUUAUAUUUACAAAUCAUAAAUGUGUAAAUCAUAAAAAAUGAUAUUGUUGUGCAAGAGUGUUUUAAUAUUGUUGAACAUUGCAUAUUUCAUCUCAGGGGUUCAGAGCCCUAGUCAUGAAGGUGUUAUUUAAGCUUCUGAAGGAGUGACUGAAAAAUUCAUCAGUCAAUAACUGAUUGGUUUUAUAGAAACCUUGUUGGAGUUUUAUUUAUUUUUUAGAAAAGGGACUGAAGAUAAUUAUUGUUUGUUUUCGCUUUCUGUUUACCUUAUUCACUUUAUUUAUUGUGUUGUAUUUAUAAUAUAGUGAAUUUGAGCUCUAUUCCCUUUUGAGUGCUUUUUGUAUGUUUCCCUUGAGUGUUGAAGA